Paramecium octaurelia is the source of this 1262-nucleotide messenger RNA. The record is from the annotation of a GenBank genome assembly. NCBI's taxonomy places the organism in Eukaryota, Ciliophora, Oligohymenophorea, Peniculida, Parameciidae.
AUGAAUUACAUUAACAAUCAAUAUCAACUAAUAAAGAAAUUAUCAGCCGGUAGUUAUGGGAUAGUCUAUGAGGGUGAGAACAUCCCAACUAAAACUUCUGUUGCUAUCAAGAUUGAGAAAAAGGACAAACCUCAAACCUUGGAAAGAGAAGUCUCAGCCUUAUCUCGAUUGUAAAAAAUUACAGGAAUCCCCUAAAUCUAUUGGAAUGGAACCCACAAUGGACAAAAUGUCCUUGUAAUGCAAUUGUUAUCCAAGGAUCUUGGGUGCUAUUUGAAGGAAUACCGAAAAUUCACUCUCAAAACAGUAUUAAUGAUUGCAGAUUAAUUAAUAUAAAUUCUGAAGAAUGUUCAUUAGAAAUCCAUCUUGCACAGAGAUUUGAAGCCUGAAAAUCUAAUGUAUCAUUAGAGAUAAAUUUACAUUGUAGAUUUUGGGAUUAGUAAGAUAUACAGAGAUAACACUUAAAAACAUAUGUAAAAAUAGAUCUUAUGACAUUUAGACCAUUUAGAGAGGGGAGGCCCUUUGUAGGAACUACUCGAUAUGCUCCUAUCGCUGCCCAUAAGGGUCAUGAAUUAAGUAGAAAAGACGACCUGGAAACACUAAUCUACAUCUUGGUUCUAUUUUUGAAAGGGUAUAAAGGAUUUUUAAUUUAGAUUAAAGAGUUCUACCAUGGCAACACUAACUUUCUCAAAACAACAAAGAGAGAUAAAAACUGAUAGGCGAUAAAAAAAUUAAAUUAAGCUCUACUGAAAUUUGUUAGGAUUUACCAAUUGAGUUCCAAAAAGCUUUAGAGUAAAUUUCAUCAAUCUAAUUUUUGAGUCAUAUUAAGAGUCUCAGUUUCUCGGUUGAACCUGAUUAUGAUUAUUUAAUAAAUCUCUUUAGGAAAUUAGGAUAAAGACAUGGAUUUGAGUACGACAAUUUGUUUGAUUGGUGCAAAGAAGAGGAGGUCAUUGCAUAGGCUAAAACCAUGCAAUAGAGUGAAAAAAUGUAGCCUUUUUCAGUUAAAUGGUAAAUAUACAUAACAAAACAUUAGCCAAUCUUUGUAAAUACCUUCUACUUUGGAAUGCUUUGAAAAAAAGUAAUCGUCAAUUUCUAACAUUUUAUAAAAUCCUAUGUAGAUUUCAUAAAGUGCUGUUAUAGUGGAAAUCAACUCUGACACAAAUCUUUCGGAUGACAGCACAAAUUACCUCUAUAAUAAUUAUUAAUAAUUAGAAAACUUUUCAAAUUUGUAUAAAACCCAUCUCUUGAUUAUGAAAGAUAAAUGA